AUGUAUCGACCUCCCCAUGACCUUCGAGUCGGAGUCUUCACACGCGAACUAAUCAUGGAUAAAAUGAUAUACGGCACAUUCAUGGGAUCUCUUUGCCUCUUAGCGUUCGUAGCAGUCGUAUAUGGCGCUGGGGGCGCUAAUCUUGGAGAUUCCUGCAACCAGGAAUGGAACCAGACAUGCGAAGUUGUAUUCCGCGCGCGUGCCACCACCUAUGCAACAAUAACGUUCCUCCUCCUCGUCACCGCCUGGGAAGUCAAGCACUUUUGCCGCUCUCUGUUCAAUCUCGACCCCGCACGCUACACUGGCCCUUUCUCCAUCUUCCCUAGCCUGUGGCAGAACCGUUUCCUCUUCUGGGCUGUCUUCGCUGGAGCCAUCCUCUUGUUCCCCGUUAUUUAUUUGCCUGUGGUGAAUAGGUCAGUCUUCAAACACUCGGGGAUCACGUGGGAAUGGGGCAUAGUGUUUGGUGCUGUGGCCGUGUAUCUUGGAUUAGUAGAGAGCUGGAAGGCGAUAAAACGCGCCUUUGGCAUCGGGGGCGCGAGCAUCAAGGUGCUGACUUUGGAGGAGGCGGAGAUCAGAGAAGGGAUGUUCCCAGUUGAAGUACCUAAUUUUCCGUCCCGAAGCGAGACCGCAGAAAAGUAA
Messenger RNA from Histoplasma mississippiense, 639 nucleotides. RefSeq lists its product with no specific name. The transcript has a single exon. Lineage: Eukaryota; Fungi; Ascomycota; Eurotiomycetes; Onygenales; Ajellomycetaceae. The record is from RefSeq and is a predicted model, not a curated record. The coding region runs from base 1 to 639 and encodes 212 amino acids.